UUUCGGACAGUAUUAUUUCUUCACAUAUAUCCGCCGUUAAAAAAUUCAAAAUGGAGCAAAACCCGCCGUCGCCGUCCUCCGACGAACAAAAGCCUUCUUUAUUCCCUCUGUUCGCAGCCUCCUCGUCUCUCCAAGCCACCACCACUUCUUCGAAUCCUCAAUGGCUCAGCAACUCUAGCUUCACCACCAACAUCUCCGUCAUAAACGAUGCCGUUGCCUCACAACUCAAUCGCGAAGCGACGCUAUCGCCGCCACAAAAUGACGAGGACGACGAAAAUCUCGCUGAGGCGCAUCCUCUCCCUUCUCGGUACGAGAUUCUCGAAUCUUCUGAAUCCGACGGUGGCGGAAGGGAUAGAGAGAGGAGGAAAAAGAAGAAGAAAAAGAAGCGGAGGCGUGAUUCAUCUGCGGAGAGAGGCGGGUUCGACGGUUUCGGUUCGCGGAAGUCGCGUGUUCGAGUUUGGGCGGAUUCAGAGAGCAACGUUACCAAGGAUUAUUACUUUGAUUCUCACGGAGAUCGGGAUAAUCUGGCGUUUGGAUGCAUCUAUAGAAUGGAUGUUGCCCGAUACAAACCUUACAAUCCCUUGAAACUGUCUGGGCUACACACUCGAGGUUUGUAUUGGUGGAAUAGGAGCGGUUCACUGUUGGAUAGAGAUGGUGAUGUUGAUGCACUAGAUGCUAAAAUGAAGUCUGCUGGUCGUUACUGGUCUGGAAAGUAUAUGGCUUUGGAGAGACAUAAGAGCUUUAAGCGUAUUCAUCUUGUUGCUUCAAAAUUGUCUCCUGUCACUAUGCAAGAUGAGUUUAUACCUUUAUCUGAAUCAGAUGCUGGGUCAUCUCUUGGAGCUGUUGACAGUGAUUCUGUCUCCAAAACUUUGACACCUCUUGAAGAAUCUUGGGAAGAUGAAAUGUUAAACAAAACUAGGGAGUUCAACAAACUAACAAGGGAGCACCCCCAUGAUGGAAAAGUUUGGUUAGCUUUUGCAGAGUUCCAAGAUAAGGUUGCAGGGAUGCAACGGCAGAAAGCUGCUCGAUUGCAAACUCUUGAGAAGAAGAUUAGCAUUCUGGAGAAGGCAGUUGAGCUCAAUCCAGACAAUGAAGAGAUAUUGCUUUGCCUUUUGAAAGCUUAUCAGAUGAGAGACAGCUCGGAUGUGCUAAUUGCAAGAUGGGAAAAGAUACUUUUGCAACACUAUGGUAGUUGUAAGUUGUGGAGAGAAUUCUUGCUGACAGUUCAGAGAAAUUUCUCCAGAUUCAAGGUUUCAGAGGUCAGGAAGAUGUACGUUCAUGCAAUUGAAGCUCUAUCUGCUUCAUGCAGCAAGCACUCUAGGCAGCAGGUCCCUCAAGGUGCUGAUCCUUCUUCAUCAGAUCCUGCAAUUGUUGAAUUAGAACUUGGUCUUGUGGAUAUAUUUCUUAGUCUUUGCAGAUUUGAGUGGCAGGCUGGUUAUAGAGAAUUGGCCACUGCUUUAUUUCAGGCUGAAAUAGAGUUUAGUUUGUUUUGUCCCCCUUUGCUGCUCACUGAGCAGCAUAAACACAGACUGUUUAAGGAUUUUUGGAAAAGUGGUGGUGCUAGAGUUGGGGAAGAAGGGGCUCUUGGUUGGUCCACAUGGUUGGAGAAAGAGGAGGAAACUAGGCUAAAAGUUAUAAACGAGGAGCUCGUACGUGAAAGCGAUGAGGGUGGUUGGACUGGUUGGUCAGAACCUAGGUUCAAGGAUAACGAGGAUGUUACUAUGGUUGAAAAUGAAGACAACAAUGAUAUGGUUAUGGAGGAUACUCAAGAUGAAGAGGAAUAUAAUGAAGUUGAGACAGAAGUUGAUACUGAGAAUCUUCUGAAGAUGCUGGGUAUUGAUAUCAAUAAUGGGGAUGGUGAAGUUAAUGACACUGCCACUUGGAUCAAAUGGUCAAAAGAAGAGUCUUCUAGAGAUUGUGAGCAGUGGAUGCCUGUUCGUAGGAAAUCAGAUACAACCUCUAGUGAGGCGCAGAAAACAGAUGAGGAUGACCAACUCUUGAGAGUUGUAUUGUAUGAAGAUGUGAAUGAAUACCUAUUCUCUCUACGAACAACAGAGGCUCGACUAUCUUUAUUGUCCCAAUUCAUUGACUUCUAUGGUGGGAAGAUGUCUCAGUUGUUUUGCUCCAACAGCCCAACAAUGGCAUACAGUAUCCGUAGUUUGGAGAAUCUGCCAGAUUCUAUGUUAGAGAAGUUGAAACGCAUCCAUGAAGUUUUGACUAAAACACAGAACACUCCUACUGGUUUUAGUUUUGAAUUCCUAUCAGACAGUUUCUCAAGGAAUGCUGAUAUCAUGAAAUUUAUACGGAAUGCUGUUUUACUUUGUUUAACUGUUUUUCCACGUAAUUACAUGUUGGAAGAAGCUGUUCUUAUUUUUGAAGAGCUAUAUGUUACAAAAAUGAAUUCUUCUAACAGUAUGGUUACACCGUGUCGAUCUUUAGCAAAAUCUCUUCUGAAAAGUGAUCGCCAGGAUCUAUUGCUAUGUGGUGUAUAUGCACGAAGAGAGGCUACUUAUGGUAACAUUGAUCACGCAAGGAAAGUGUUUGACAUGGCACUGUUGUCUGUUGAGGCGCUUCCUGGGGAACUACAGUCCAAUUCUCCUCUUCUAUAUUUCUGGUAUGCUGAAGUGGAGGUUGCAAAUAACACUGCCCAUGGUAGUGAAUCUUCAUGUCGUGCAAUACAUAUAUUAUCAUGCUUAGGAAGUGGUACAAAAUACAUUCCCUUUAAAAGUCAAGCAUCAGGUGUGCAACUCCUUAGAGCACAUCAAGGAUUUAAAGAAAAAUUAAGAACAGUAUGGUCAUCUUGGGUUCGUGGCAUAAUAAAUGACCAGUCUGUAGCUCUAAUAUGUUCUGCUGCACUGUUUGAGGAGCUGACCACUGGAUGGGAUGCGGGUAUUGGAGUUUUGAAUCAAGCUUUUUCAAUGGUGCUUCCAGAAAGAAGAAGUCAAGGUUAUCAUCUUGAAUUUUUGUUUAACUAUCAUAUAAAGAUUCUUCAAAGACAUAAGAGAGAAUCAAGUCUCAUGAAAGUUUGGGAAUCCAUCUUGCAUGGUCUCCAGAUAUAUCCCUUCAGUCCUGAACUUCUAAAAGAUUUAGUAGAGAUCGGCCAUUAUUACACCACAUCUAAUAAACUGCGGCGGAUUCUAGAUGACUGUUGUUACAAGAAACCAUCUGUAGUUCUCUGGCUUUUUGCGUUGUCAUUCGAAAUGUUUAGAGGUGGUUCAGAACACAGAAUCCGAGGAUUGUUCGAAAAGGCAUUGAGUAAUGACGGUCUUAGCAGCUCAGUUGUACUGUGGCGUUGCUACAUCAUGUUUGAAAUGGAAAUUGCAAAUGAUCCUUCUGCAGCUCGUCGUGCCUUCUUCCGGGCUAUCCAUUCCUGCCCCUGGUCAAAAAGGCUAUGGUUGGAUGGUUUUCUCAAGCUUAAUUCUGUCCUUACUGCAAAAGAGCUAUCUGAUCUACAGGAAGUUAUGCGUGAUAAGGAACUGAAUCUAAGAACUGACAUCUAUGAGAUCCUUCUGCAAGAGUCAUGACAUCUACACUCCCAAUGCUGCUUAGUAUUAUGUGAAUUUGGUACAUUUUUUAGAUUUAGUUUACUUGCAUGGUUACAGCUUGUAGAAUUGAUACGAUUGUAGUAGUAUAAGUGUACAUUUAUGGGGAUAUCUGAACUUGCAAUGCACUUGUAAAUAAACAUUGGAAUUGAAAGGAAAACUAAAUAUCAGAAACCUCAGGUUGCUAGCUUA
Messenger RNA from Vigna angularis (adzuki bean), 3734 nucleotides. RefSeq lists its product as uncharacterized. Gene Ontology annotation, biological process: RNA processing; regulatory ncRNA-mediated post-transcriptional gene silencing; negative regulation of RNA catabolic process. NCBI's taxonomy places the organism in Eukaryota, Viridiplantae, Streptophyta, Magnoliopsida, Fabales, Fabaceae. The record is from RefSeq and is a predicted model, not a curated record. The coding region runs from base 51 to 3524 and encodes 1157 amino acids. The transcript has 10 exons. Gene Ontology annotation, cellular component: catalytic step 2 spliceosome. Gene Ontology annotation, molecular function: protein binding.